This is a messenger RNA of Pangasianodon hypophthalmus (striped catfish), 640 nucleotides long. RefSeq names its product spermatogenesis-associated protein 45-like. The coding region runs from base 206 to 457 and encodes 83 amino acids. The record is from RefSeq and is a predicted model, not a curated record. The transcript is spliced from 2 exons. NCBI's taxonomy places the organism in Eukaryota, Metazoa, Chordata, Actinopteri, Siluriformes, Pangasiidae.
AUGAAGGAGCUCCACCUCCAGGGCUGCAGAGAGAGAUGUUCUCACUCCUCAGGGCAGAAGCUACACCCUGAGCCCUUUUGCUAUUCAAAUGAACCAAUUUGUUUGAGUGUUGCUAGGGACGCUGAGUGUCAGGUUACCGUUGCCAAGGCAACCGGGAAUCCGCAGCGCGCGCGGUCACGUGACUGGUUUUGCAGCGCCAGUAAAAAUGGCGAGGAUGAAACAGGAGCAGCUACACGAGCAGAACAUGCGCACAGAAACCUGGUGCUGUGUAGAAGCAGACAGCAGGGUCUGGGAUCGUCCUGAGAGGAGACAUUUUGUCUGUCACCUCCGAAAUACCUGCGACUUCCGCGCCAUGGUGACGCCGAACCCGGAAGAGAGAGCUUCAUGGAUGACGAGAGGAACGAGUUAUCGCGAGAAGAGGCAUUAUGACGAGAGUUAUAAAUCUCAUUUCAUCUGAACAACUGCGAUCAACCUCAUCUCUUCCAAAACACCUGACAGUGUUGUAAUAAACGCACGUACCAUUCGAAUGUGUGUUUGGAGACUUUGUUUUUUUUUUUUACUUUCUUUCAUUUGCAGUGUGUCAGUGGAAGUGAUGUUGAACAUCUGUACAGUCCUACACACUGAAAAACUAAUCCAUGGA